Molecule: messenger RNA, 4122 nt
Organism: Rhodamnia argentea
Lineage: Eukaryota; Viridiplantae; Streptophyta; Magnoliopsida; Myrtales; Myrtaceae
Product: ABC transporter B family member 2-like
Exons: 12
Coding region: 57-3839 (1260 amino acids)
Biological process (GO): transmembrane transport
Cellular component (GO): membrane
Molecular function (GO): ATP binding; ATP hydrolysis activity; ABC-type transporter activity
Source: RefSeq, a predicted model, not a curated record
CCUCUCUUCUCCACCUCCUCCUUCUUCCUCGUCGGGCAACUUGAGAGGCCAAAGAGAUGAAGCAGAACGGCUCGUUUUCCGGUCACGGUGAGGUCUCCGACGUAAAGAAGGAGAGGAUGGGUGAAGAUAAAGCCGCAGCCGAGCGCGAGAAGCAGCAGAAAGUGUCCUUGCUGAAGCUCUUCUCGUUCGCCGACUCCUCCGACUACGUCCUCAUGGCGAUCGGGUCGGUCGGCGCGUGCCUCCACGGCGUCUCCGUCCCCGUUUUCUUCAUCUUCUUCGGAAAGAUGAUAAACGUCAUCGGGAUGGCCUAUCUCUUCCCUAAAGAAGCUUCCCACAAAGUUGCCAAGUACUCGUUGGAUUUUGUAUAUCUCAGUGUGGCUAUCCUAUUUUCAUCAUGGAUAGAGGUUGCCUGCUGGAUGCAUACUGGAGAGAGGCAGGCGGCGAAGAUGAGAAUGGCGUAUCUGAGGUCGAUGUUGAGUCAAGACAUUAGUCUUUUCGACACCGAGGCUUCAACUGGGGAGGUCAUUUCUGCGAUCACGAGCGACAUUAUUGUUGUUCAAGAUGCUCUCUCUGAGAAGGUAGGGAACUUCAUACACUACAUAAGCCGGUUUCUGGGAGGCUUCAUAAUCGGGUUCGUCCGGGUAUGGCAGAUCAGUCUUGUGACACUGUCUAUCGUACCCCUGAUCGCACUUGCCGGUGGCAUAUAUGCAUACGUUGCCACAGGUCUUAUUGCCCGAGUCCGGAAAUCCUAUGUAAAAGCUGGAGAAAUAGCAGAAGAGGUGAUUGGGAAUGUCAGAACGGUCCAUGCUUUUGCCGGAGAAGAGAGGGCAGUGAGAUCAUACAGGAGAGCUCUUAUCAAUACUUACCAGUACGGGAGGAAGGCAGGAUUGGCCAAGGGCUUGGGACUCGGCUCGCUGCAUUGCGUGCUCUUCCUUUCGUGGGCGCUUCUCGUUUGGUUUACGAGCAUUGUCGUUCAUAAGGGUAUCGCCAAUGGUGGCGAUUCCUUCACAACCAUGCUCAAUGUCGUCAUAGCCGGAUUGUCACUAGGCCAGGCGGCACCGGAUAUCUCUGCAUUCAUCCGUGCAAAAGCAGCUGCGUAUCCCAUUUUCGAGAUGAUUGAGAGGAGCACAAUGAGCAAAACCAGCUCAAAAACUGGUCAGAAAUUGAGCAAUGUGGAAGGACACAUACAAUUCAAGGAUGUGAUGUUCAGCUACCCGUCUCGUCCCGACGUGGUCAUCUUCGAUAAGCUCUGCCUCGAUAUUGCUCCAGGUAAGAUCGUGGCGCUUGUGGGUGGAAGCGGAUCGGGGAAAAGCACGGUGGUCUCUCUGAUCGAGCGCUUCUAUGAGCCGCUCGCCGGGGAGAUCCUGUUGGACAGAUGCAACAUCAGAGACCUCGACCUCAAAUGGCUGAGGCAGCAAAUCGGGCUGGUCAAUCAGGAGCCCGCCCUGUUCGCCACGAGCAUUAGGGAGAACAUACUCUACGGUAAAAAUGAGGCCACUCUCGAUGAGAUCACUCGUGCAGCAAAGAUGUCGGAGGCUCUCUCUUUUAUUAACAACCUCCCUGAGAGAUUCGAAACUCAGGUCGGCGAGAGAGGAAUACAACUAUCGGGUGGCCAGAAGCAAAGGAUAGCUAUUUCGCGGGCAAUAGUUAAGAAUCCAUCCAUUCUUCUACUGGAUGAAGCCACGAGUGCGCUCGAUGCCGAAUCCGAGAAAAGCGUGCAGGAGGCACUCGAUCGUGCUAUGGUAGGGAGGACCACUGUCGUGGUUGCACAUCGGCUUUCUACCAUCAGAAAUGCAGAUGUGAUCGCGGUUGUCCAGGACGGAAAGAUAGUUGAAACAGGGAACCACGACGAACUAAUCUCGAACCCGAACAGUGCAUAUGCGUCGCUGGUUCAACUCCAGGAGACCGCUCACUUGCAGCGGUAUCCUUCACAGGGUCCUACAAUGGGACGACCACUCAGCAUCAGGUUUUCAAGAGAACUAUCCCGGACAACAACUAGCUUUGGUACAAGUUUUCGCUCAGACAAAGAGUCUCUUGGUCGCAGUGGCGUUGAUACAGUUGACAGUCUAAAGCCGAGGCAUGUUUCUGCCAGAAGAUUGUACUCCAUGGUCACUCCCGACUGGAUUUACGGGAUGUUUGGCACUGUUUGUGCUCUUAUCGCUGGAGCCCAAAUGCCGCUUUUCGCUCUCGGAGUCUCCCAAGCUCUUGUGUCCUUUUACAUGGGUUGGGAGACGACGAAGCACGAGGUUAAGAAGAUUUCUCUGCUAUUUUGCGGGGCCGCAGUAGUGACUGUCAUUGUUCAUGCAAUCGCGCAUUGUUCCUUUGGCAUCAUGGGAGAGCGGCUCACUCUUCGGGUCAGGGAAAGGAUGUUUGCAGCCAUUUUGAGGAACGAGAUCGGCUGGUUCGAUGAUGUGAACAACACGAGUGCUAUGCUUUCAUCACAGCUAGAGACGGAUGCAACUUUGUUGCGAACCGUGGUUGUAGAUCGUGUGACGAUCCUCCUGCAAAAUGUAGGCUUGAUCGUCGGUUCUUUCGUCAUCGCUUUCAUCCUGAACUGGAGGAUAACGCUCGUUGUCAUAGCCACCUAUCCGUUGGUCAUAAGCGGGCACAUCAGCGAGAAAAUGUUCAUGCGAGGCUACGGUGGAAACUUGAGCAAAGCAUAUCUAAGAGCCAACAUGUUGGCUGGUGAGGCCGUGAGUAAUAUCCGCACGAUAGCUGCGUUUUGCUCAGAAGAGAAGGUGCUUGAUCUCUAUGCGAGCGAGCUCGUCGAGCCUUCCAAGCGUUCGUUCUCUCGCGGUCAGAUUGCAGGCAUCUUCUACGGCAUUUCCCAGUUCUUCAUUUUCUCAUCAUACGGCCUUGCCUUGUGGUAUGGUUCGGUUUUGAUGGGGCAGGGACUCGCUAGCUUCAAAUCGGUCAUGAAAUCAUUCAUGGUGUUGAUCGUUACCGCUCUAGCUAUGGGAGAGACCUUAGCAAUGGCCCCGGACCUGCUCAAGGGGAAUCAAAUGGUUGCCUCGGUAUUCGAAGUCCUCGACCGCAAGACCGAGGUCAUGGGGGAUGUCGGGGAAGAGCUAACUGUGGUAGAGGGCACGAUCGAGCUCAGGGGAGUCCAUUUCAGCUACCCCUCCAGGCCCGAUGUGAUCAUUUUCAGGAACUUCGAUCUGAAAGUGCAAUCAGGCAAGAACAUGGCUUUAGUCGGGCAAAGCGGGUCUGGUAAAAGCUCUGUGCUUGCUCUUAUACUCCGGUUUUAUGAUCCGACGGCAGGGAAAGUGAUGAUCGAUGGCAAGGACAUCAAGAAACUCAAACUCAAAUCACUCCGGAAACACAUUGGCCUCGUCCAACAGGAGCCAGCUCUCUUUGCCACAUCUAUCCAUGACAACAUCGUCUAUGGGAAAGAAGGAGCGUCCGAGGGAGAAGUCAUCGAAGCGGCUAAGCUUGCUAAUGCUCACAGCUUCAUCAGUUCCCUUCCCGAGGGCUACUCGACCAAAGUCGGCGAGCGUGGGGUGCAGCUCUCGGGCGGACAGAAGCAAAGAGUGGCCAUCGCUCGGGCCAUCCUAAAGAACCCGGAGAUCUUGCUUCUGGAUGAAGCAACUAGCGCCCUGGAUGUGGGGUCCGAGCGUAUCGUGCAACAGGCUCUAGAUAGGCUGAUGAGGAACCGGACGACGAUCAUGGUCGCGCAUAGGCUAUCGACCAUCAAGAACGCUGACCAGAUCUCCGUCGUGCAAGACGGGAAGAUCGUAGAGCAAGGGACUCAUUCUGCCCUCAUAGAGAACACGGACGGACCGUACUACAAGUUGAUUAACCUCCAGCAACAGCAGCGGCGACAGCAUCAUCAUCAAUGAUUAUCGACCACGAUGACAACAAACCGAUUGACAGCAGCAUGAUUUGUGAAGGGGUCUUUCUGAUCUUAUACUUAUAUGUCCUUAAAUUCUGUUGAUUUGUAUCUUACCAAUUGUGUGUUUGCAUCGAUUGUUUCUAUGUGAUGAUAAUAAUCAGAACGCCGGGGCGUUGAUCUAUGUAUAGAAAGUGGAACUUCCUACUUAGGUUCGGUCUAUGUUUAAUCGCCGCAACCUCAGUUGAUGUUUAGUGGGAAAAAUAGUCAGAAAAAAUGUCGAUUUGGUCGGA